Bipolaris victoriae FI3 is the source of this 216-nucleotide messenger RNA. RefSeq lists its product as hypothetical. Lineage: Eukaryota; Fungi; Ascomycota; Dothideomycetes; Pleosporales; Pleosporaceae. The annotation marks the transcript as partial. The transcript has a single exon. The record is from RefSeq and is a predicted model, not a curated record.
CUUAAUGUGUUUAACUUAAGUUCUGAGUAUAAGUACAAUAUACAGAGUUAUUCUACUUACUUAAGCUACUAUCCUAUUGCAUACUGUCUCUCUAUCUGCAAAAACCAACUAAUAAGAAGCUUAACACCAGAAGUCUUAUAUUACUUCCACUCGAGCUAUACUCUUAACACUACCGACCUUAUAUGCACACGGCGCCGCGACGACGCAAGGGGCUAG